UUUAUGGAUAAAUUAUGAGCAUUUCAGCAUCAGAAAUAUUUGUAUUCCGUUUGUAGCAAAUCAUAUGUUCCACGUAAAUGUCCUUAAUAGUUUAAUUUGGGGAGUUAUUCUCAGGUACGUAAGCUCGAGAUUUCAUCAAAUCAACGAGCACAUAUAUAAUCUGCUUAAAAAUGACGCAAUGUACACUAGAAGACAAAAUAAAUUAAUCUUAGGUAGUCAGCAAAAUGCAGAAAAGCAAAAAAAAUGUAGACAAUACAUGUGGAUUAUAAUGCAUGUUCACCUGGAAUUGUGCUUUAUAUCACGAGAGUUGAACGAAGUGUUCAGUAUACCAAUGACAAUGCAAAUGGCAUCUUAUUUCGCGUUCUUUGUGGAAUUGUGUUGCGAGUUUUACGCGACAUAUAUAGAUAAAAAUAAAAAUACAUUUGAACAUUUUCUAAGUAACUUUAUUAUUUAUGUCUGGGCCGUUACAUAUACUAUAAAACUUCUCGCAUUAAAUCAUAUUUGUCAAAUAAUUUCCGAUGAGACAAAUGAGACAGUAGCGAUUCUUUAUAAAUUGUCCAACGACAAUUCGGAUAAAGGCUUACAAGUCCAGAUUCUACAAUUUAUAUUACAAAUAAAACGGAGGGAAGUAAAAUUUUAUGGUAUGGGACUUUUCUAUUUUGGUUAUGAUUUUGUUCGUAAGUUCUAUGCAGCAAUUACGACUGUAUUGGUGAUUGUAAUACAAAUGCGUAUAACUGAUGAAGAUUUAUUACCGUAUGAUGAUGUAAUUGAUGAAACUUAAUUGAUCGAAUAAGCUGUGAAAACGCUUACUAACACUAUGCAUCAUAUCUAUG
This is a messenger RNA of Cataglyphis hispanica, 833 nucleotides long. RefSeq lists its product as uncharacterized. Gene Ontology annotation, biological process: sensory perception of taste. Lineage: Eukaryota; Metazoa; Arthropoda; Insecta; Hymenoptera; Formicidae. The coding region runs from base 65 to 781 and encodes 238 amino acids. Gene Ontology annotation, cellular component: dendrite; neuronal cell body; axon. The record is from RefSeq and is a predicted model, not a curated record. The transcript has 6 exons.